This is a messenger RNA of Cryptosporidium muris RN66, 2961 nucleotides long. RefSeq lists its product as uncharacterized. The record is from RefSeq and is a predicted model, not a curated record. The transcript has a single exon. Bases 1 to 2961 code for a protein of 986 amino acids. NCBI's taxonomy places the organism in Eukaryota, Apicomplexa, Conoidasida, Eucoccidiorida, Cryptosporidiidae.
AUGAAAACUAAAACUUUGGGGUUUAUUGUUUAUUACAUUUUAUACUAUUAUGAUCAUUUCUUGAUAGUUUUAGGUGAUAUAAAAGCUUUUAUUAGCAAUGAGACAAGUGACAUUGGUGAAUUCUUAUAUAGAGAUAUUUUGGGGAUAUCUAAUUUUGAAUCCAUUGGACUUCAAUUAUUAGAGGGAGAACUCUUGUUAGAAAAAUUGGAACAUCUAUUGAAUAUUGAUAAACAAUGUGAAUUUACAAGUUUGAAAGAUGAAUUGAAAUCAUCUGAAUUUGAGCAGUUAUCAUUCUUAGCAAUAGAUAAAGAGAUGAGUAACUUUAUAGACUUAUAUAAUGAAUACAGAAAAUAUUUUGUUGACACUUACAUAGUUAAAAAUUCAUUAUUACUUAAUUCCUCACUAGAAUUUGAGUAUAUACCGAAAGAUAUGCAAUUUGAAUUUUUAAAAAGGCUAAAUUUAUUGGAGAUAGAAAAUGAAGAAUAUAUGGAUAAAGAAAUAAUGAAGCAAAGGGAAAAUGGAACUGAAAUGAUUGAAGAUAUAGGUUUUAACUCAGUAGAAAGAGAGCAAAAAAAAGUGAAUCUUAAGAUACCAAUGAAUUUAAUAAAGAAUUCUCAAAAUACAAAACUAAACACUUUGCUCUCCAAAGCAAAAACUUUAUCAAGGGAAAUAAUGAUUUCACAGGAUAUAUCCAAUAAAAAAGAGUAUAUUAAACCUAAAUCAGUUUAUUUACUAAGUUAUGAUAAUACUUAUUAUAUAGAUGGCGAACAAUUAAGAAAAGUUAUUUCAAAUUUAGAGAAAUUAUUGUUGCACUUUUAUAAACAGGUACAACAAGAAAAUUGUAAACAGAUAGCUUGGUUACUAGUAGCUGAUAAAAAAACUAUGAGUUAUAUUGGUAAAUUAUUAAUGAGGUUAUUAGAAGAUUUGAAGAAAAUAAUAUUUCAUUCAAUAGUAGAUAUAUUACCAGAAAUGGAUAUUUAUAAUGAGUCGAUGAUUCAAAUAUAUACUUUAAACAUCAAUGUAAAUGGUUUAUUAAAUACAAUUGAAUCUUUGGAAACUGGAAAGUCAACAUCAUUUGUUUUUUUUGAAGAUUUUAACAGGGAUAUUGGGAAAAUGCUUACUAUUAGAGCUCGUGCAUUGAGUAGCUUAAAAAUUUGGGUGGAUAACAACAGGACUGAAUUAGAGUUAAUUUAUUUUUGGCUUAAAAAUGCUUGCAAUGUUAUGAAUUCAAUAACUAUUUCUUUAAUUAAAUCAGUAUUUGCUUUCUAUAUAAGGAAUAUUGGGGACUCAAUUUUGACUUUCCAAUCAAUUAAAAAUGAGCUAGCUACAACAAAAUCAUUGGAUAGUUCAGAUGAUAAAGACAAAAUAAAUGAAGUAUUGAUUGAAACGUUUAAAAAUGCAUCAUAUUUAUAUCCAAGUACAUUACUGAAAUCUCUUGAUCAAAAAGUAGGUUUAUUAAAUAACUCAGAAAACUAUAACUUAGAGUUAAACUCUCUAUUAAAGAUAUUAGAAGCAAGAUUGGAAAGUACUAUUAACAAAUAUGAAUAUUUUUGCAAACUAUUCACAAAGUAUAUAUUUGACGACAGAUUAUCACUUGAUUAUUUAAAGAAGUUUAUUAGUUCUAUCGUAUCAGUGAUGGAGGAACUAAAAAUGUCUAAUGGAAUACCGGAAAUUGUAAUAUUUUAUAGUCAGGUGAAUGAAGAUGUUCAGAAUUUAGAUAUGAAGAAUAAAAAGAUAUUACAACACCCAUCCCCUCAUCGAAUUAAAUAUAUUAAUAAUUUAGAUAUAAAUUCUGAGUAUAAAUUGAAGCUUGUGAAACUUUCUACUAUGAAGUUAAUUGAUAAAACUUUUCAUUCUAUAGAAUUUAGAGAUUUAGUUCCAAUCCAAAAUACAGUAAUGAAUAUCCGUAAAUUUAACAAGCUGAUAAUUCCAGAUAUUUUAUAUCAAUUAGAAACAUUUGGCAGAAUCUUAACUACAUUCUAUAUGGAAGGAGUUUUAGAUAAUGAAUUAAUUGAACACACUAAGAAUUUUAAAUAUAAUAGCAUAUAUUUGAAUAAGUGUGAUGGAGAAAUCACAAAUCUAAGAUAUUUGAAAGCAAGAAUUAGUAAAAAGUACUCUCAAGUAGCAACAUCAGUAUGGGAGAAAGAAAAACAAAUGUUUAAUCUUACAGAACAAGAUGAGAGUAUGAAAAAUUUGAAUAUAAAAUCUCCAAGUCAAUUUUUUAAUUCGGAUUAUGUGUUGCAGAAAUGUUAUUCUUUAAUACCUAAAUUAGAUACUUCAUAUUCAUAUAGUCCUAAAUUAGGAGAUAUACAUAAAGAAAUAAACAAGAUGAAAUCUCAAUUAGAUUUAUAUUUAAAGGAUAUAAAUUCAAUAUCUUCUAAAUAUAACAAAAUUUUAAAUAUUUCUAAAUUAAAUAAUACAAUUGAGAGUUAUCUAGAUCAAUUAAAAAACCAACUUAAGAUUAAGUGUAGAGAGAAAAAACCUCGUAAAGGUUUAGGGAGAUCGGUAUCUAUUAUUAAUUUAAUCUUUCAAAAAAAAAGGAAAUCAAGUAAGUGUAUAGAGUUAUCACAGGUAUUGGAAGAUACAAGCCUUAAUAUAAAUAAUAUUAUAAAGCAGGCAGAUGAAUUGGUAAACAACAAUUUAGAUAUUUUACGGCAAUGUCAAAAUACUCAAGAUAUAAGCGUCAGCUUAUAUGCACUUUUUAGCAAACAUUCAAUACUUUCAAAUAUAAUAAAAAAUAUAGCUCAGAGUGUUAGCUCGGAAAUAAUUAUAGAUAUUAAACAAAGUAUAGAUAAAGCGUUACAAGAAACUAAAUAUUUAAAAGAUGAGAUUGAAUGUUUCAACAAAUUAGAUGGAAUGCCAAUUAUAGAAAAAAUGAUCAAGAAGUUAAAUAAUCAAAUAAAAGUAGCUAAAAGUGGUAUUGGUGAAGAAAUCACCAAUUUUAUACAACUAAAGGUUUAG